Molecule: messenger RNA, 1642 nt
Organism: Erigeron canadensis
Lineage: Eukaryota; Viridiplantae; Streptophyta; Magnoliopsida; Asterales; Asteraceae
Product: ubiquitin-like modifier-activating enzyme 5
Exons: 14
Coding region: 135-1415 (426 amino acids)
Biological process (GO): protein ufmylation
Cellular component (GO): cytosol; cytoplasm
Molecular function (GO): UFM1 activating enzyme activity
Source: RefSeq, a predicted model, not a curated record
AGUGAAAAAGUGGGGAAACAGAAUAACAGACGUCAAAAGACUUCAUCGCCGGAUCCAUCUCUCUGCAGCUCUUUCACACACACACACACACACACACACACAGACUAAUUGAAUCGAAUAAAAAACCAGCGGCAAUGGAGGUCGAAUUGGAAGCGAUGCUAAACGAUCUUCAAAAACUCAAGUCUUCAUUACCUGAUUCAUCGCGCCAUUCUUCCAUCGAUCAAAUCAUGUUGCGCGUAGAAAACCUUGGUAGUCUUGCAAUGGCUGGACCAACUCGCCGUACGAAAGUCAAGGAUAUGAGUGCAGAGGUUGUAGAUAGCAACCCUUAUAGUAGGCUCAUGGCGCUGCAGAGGAUGGGUAUUGUGGACAACUAUGAAAGAAUACGGGACUUUUCAGUUGCCAUAGUUGGUAUUGGUGGGGUGGGAAGUGUCGCUGCCGAAAUGCUUACAAGAUGUGGUAUAGGACGUCUUUUGUUGUAUGAUUAUGAUACAGUGGAGUUGGCUAACAUGAAUAGGCUAUUUUUUCGUCCUGACCAGGUCGGUAUGACCAAGACUGAUGCUGCUGUUCAAACUUUAUCUGAAAUAAACCCUGAUGUUGUUCUUGAGAGCUUUACCCUAAACAUUACAACAGUUCAAGGCUUCGAAACUUUCGUUGCAAGUCUCACAAACAAAUCUUUUCGUCAAGAGAAAGAAGGCACCGGAGUGGAUCUUGUGUUGAGCUGUGUAGAUAAUUAUGAAGCAAGGAUGGUUGUAAAUCAGGCUUGCAAUGAACUAAAUCAAACUUGGAUGGAGUCUGGGGUGUCUGAGGAUGCUGUUUCGGGUCAUAUACAGUUAUUGAUUCCUGGAGAAACUGCCUGUUUCGCUUGUGCACCUCCUUUGGUUGUUGCAUCUGGGGUGGAUGAACGUACACUUAAGCGUGAAGGAGUUUGUGCUGCAUCUUUGCCUACUACUAUGGGGGUUGUUGCUGGGCUUUUAGUCCAGAACACACUAAAGUUCUUGCUGAAAUUUGGACAAGUCUCGCCAUACUUGGGGUACAAUGCACUCAAGGAUUACUUCCCAACAAUGGCAAUGAAGCCAAACCCUCAAUGUUCAAAUGGACCUUGCCUAGAACGCCAGAAAGAAUACAUGCUCAUAAAGCCUGCAAGGGAUGCAGCUGCCAAAGCAAAGAUGGAGGAAGAACGAUCAACAAUAGAAAUCCCAAUUCAUGCAGAUAAUGAAUGGAAUAUAAGCGUUGUUGAUGAUUGUGAAGUUGAGGUCAAAAAUUCCCAAAGUUCAGAUGCACUACCAGAAGGUCUUGUCCAUGAGCUACCGAAUGCAGAUGUGUAUCAACAGCCAACGGUCUCAAAAGAAACGUUGGACACUGUAGAUGACCUUGAAGAUCUCAAAAGGCAACUCGAGGCACUUAAUGCCGCCUAGUUUUGUGAUUUCAAUAGCCAAAUCAAGUGUGAUAAAGCAUGAAAAAUUUAGGCAUGUUCCCAGUUUUCGUCUAGGAGUUACUUUGACUUGUUUUAAAAUUUUUGAACUUUGACAGCAUUUUUUUUUUGCUACUCCUUGUUUACAUUCUGAACCAGUGACAUUCGCCUAAAAUAGAAGAAAAAGCAACAAAGUUUACUUAUAUAUAUUUUAAAAAACUGACCGGUUAA